AUGGAGUUGGAUUACACCAGCCAAGCCAAUACAGGCUCGACCGACUCUGUGCUGAUGACCCCGCGCAACAUCAACGCCGUCUGCAAGCAGGAAUCCCCUGCUGCGGCUGACACCAUGGCUUCCAUCCCUGACAGAGGUGACGAUGGAAAAGUGUCGAAAGUCGGCGCCGGGAUAUCACGGACGGCUCCGAGCUCGGAGGAUGCGCAGCGCGCGGCAGCGACCCUGCUGAACUAUCUCCAAAACCUGGGCCAGUCUGGCCAGUUCGACCACGAGUACUCGGCCAUCAUGCAGCUCACUAGGAAGCUCGACAUACAACCCCGCCACUUUGCACAACAUGGCACGGGCGGGCUUGCGAGAAUCGUAGAAGGGGAGGUCGAUCUGAUCACGGCAGGUGGUGGACGCGGCAAUUGA
Messenger RNA from Cordyceps fumosorosea ARSEF 2679, 411 nucleotides. Its product is annotated as Homeodomain-like protein. The transcript has a single exon. Bases 1 to 411 code for a protein of 136 amino acids. The record is from RefSeq and is a predicted model, not a curated record. NCBI's taxonomy places the organism in Eukaryota, Fungi, Ascomycota, Sordariomycetes, Hypocreales, Cordycipitaceae.